GUGAUGUUAUCAGUGACUCCCGCUUCCCUUCUAGCAGAGAGGGAGUCAAUUUAUGGGAUGAAAAGGAGACUCUUUAAUGGUUCCCAUCAAAACCACUAAAAACAUCAUCGAACCGGCUGACUUUGGCGAGGAUUCCUGCGGCGGACUGCGACCUAAACAAACACGGAGAGACACUUUCAGGGGGGGUUUCAUCCGGGUCUGAACUUCCCAGGAGAGAAGAAGUUUUCCCGACUCUUCCUUCCUUCGACAUUCAGGAUACUUUGGGAGGAAAAGCGACAAAACCGCCUUUUUUAAAAAUAAAAAAUAUAUAUCUUUAACUCGUUUAUUUCCACUGAAGUGAGUUCGGUGGUUAAUGUUUACAAAUGUUAGCGGUCGGGCAGAUGGACGCUAACCGGCAGAGUGCGUUCGUUCUGGGCAGCACCCCGCUGGCGGCGCUGCACAACAUGACCGAGAUGAAGACGUCGCUGUUCCCGUACGCGCUGCAGCAGAGCCCGGCGGGCUUCAAGGCGCCCUCGCUGUCCAACCUCAGCUCGCAGAUCUCCGGGGGAACCCCGCACGGAAUAAGCGACAUUCUGGGGAGACCCAUCACCACCGCCGGGCAGCUGCUGUCCGGCUUCCCGCGGAUAAACGGGCUGGCGGCGACCACAGCGGCCGGGAUGUACUUCAGCCCCGCGGUGUCCCGGUACCCGAAGCCGCUGGCCGAGCUGCCCGGCAGGGCGCCCAUCUUCUGGCCCGGGGUGAUGCAGGGGGCCCCGUGGAGGGACCCGCGGGUUCCGUGUCCAUCUCAGGCUAACCUCAUGGUGGACAAAGACGGCAAGAAGAAACACUCCAGGCCGACGUUUUCUGGACAGCAGAUUUUUGCCCUGGAGAAAACCUUCGAGCAGACCAAAUACCUGGCUGGACCCGAGCGAGCCCGGCUGGCCUACUCCCUAGGAAUGACCGAGAGUCAAGUAAAGGUUUGGUUCCAGAACCGGAGGACCAAGUGGAGGAAGAGGCACGCCGCGGAGAUGGCCUCAGCCAAGAAGAAGCACGACUCUGAGACGGAGAAGAUGAAGGAGAGCUCGGACAACGAGGAGGACGACGAGUACAACAAGCCGCUGGACCCCAACUCCGACGACGAGAAAAUCACGAGACUGUUGAAGAAGCACAAGGCCACCACCAACCUGGCGCUGAUCAGCCCCUGCAGUAACAGCUCGGACACCUUGUGAUGGACAGAGCAGCGGGGUCCGGCGCCGGAGACCCGUCCCACGCAGCUCCCACCUGAUAUAGCAACCUGCGUCCGAUGGGAAGCGCAAUUUAUUAUUAUUUUUUUGUUUCAUUUUGCUCGGGCAGAGAAAAUUGCCAGAGAGGGGGGCUUCAUCUAAACUGGACACGAGGCGCUCCAGAACUCCUCGUCCGAGCUGAACUUGAAGGAAAAAAAAAAAAAAAAACUGAGGCCAAGUUUCUGUCGGUCCAGAGGACAGUAAAACUGAGGAAGAAACUUGCCAAGUGGGAGUUUUAACAGCGGCGGCAAAUUUAAACACAAUAUUAAAUCUGGAUCAGCUCAUUUAUUCAACAUUAAUAACCCAAAGUUUCAGGGUACUUCAGGAGUUUUUUUUUUAUUAUUAUUAUUAGAGAUGCACCAAUCAGACUUUUCCUGGUCGAUACAGAACUAAAACACAUUAAAAAAGAGAAAAUUAAUGGUAUUCAGACUUUUUUCUUAGUUUUCAAUCCAACAUAAAACAGAAAUAUCAUCGUUAUUUAUGCAUCAAAGCAUUUUCCCCAACUAGAAAUGCACUAAUCAGCAGUCCAGGAAUCGGAAUCAGCCGAUUUUUCAUUGAUUGGCUCUGAUUCAAUGAUUUGCUAAAUGCGUUAAAACUAAGAAUUGCUACUUUUUGUUGUUGGCACAUUAACACAUCAACCAACAACUUGCACUUUGAUGCACUUUUUUCAGUUUAUUAUAAAUCAAAUUGAGGGUUAGGGAUGUACACUUUAUUGCGUAAACGGGGAUUAUUUUGCUAAAAAUGUCUUUUAAAAAAUUGGUAUCCACCAGGAAAAGUCUCAAUAAUAACCUAAACUUUUCCAAUUUAAGAUUUAUUUCUCAUUUCUGUUGCUUUAAAGUAAAAUUUUUCUGCUUUAAGCAGCAGUACCCAUCUGUUAUGAGCUGUUUUUCAUUUUGUUUCGCCACGCCGCCUCCGUGCUGAUCCGGAUCCCAGACGCAUGGUGUAAACGGGCCUGUGAGGUUCUGAAGCUCACUUUAACCAGGGUAAAUCUGCUGUGCUAAAAAAGCAAAAGAGUUAUUAUGCUUUUUGUUUUUGGGAGUGUAGGGGGGUUGUCUGCUUGGGAUGACUGAAGUGAGAUUGUAUAUAUUUUAUACUGGAUAAGUUAUGUUGGCUCAAACUUCAUGUCUCUCUCCCUUCCUUGGCUAUUUGACCCGCUGUUUACGUUUUUAAUCCGUUUUCUCAACCUUUUAUUCAACUCUUCAUGCAGAGAAGAGCAGGCAGAAAAUACUUGCUGUAAAUAAUCACUGUAAAAAGAAGGAAACAAACCAU
Messenger RNA from Poecilia latipinna (sailfin molly), 2531 nucleotides. RefSeq names its product NK6 homeobox 2 (gene nkx6-2). Gene Ontology annotation, cellular component: nucleus. Gene Ontology annotation, biological process: cell differentiation; regulation of transcription by RNA polymerase II. The coding region runs from base 363 to 1208 and encodes 281 amino acids. NCBI's taxonomy places the organism in Eukaryota, Metazoa, Chordata, Actinopteri, Cyprinodontiformes, Poeciliidae. The transcript has 3 exons. Gene Ontology annotation, molecular function: DNA-binding transcription factor activity, RNA polymerase II-specific; RNA polymerase II cis-regulatory region sequence-specific DNA binding. The record is from RefSeq and is a predicted model, not a curated record.